Haliotis rufescens (red abalone) is the source of this 8957-nucleotide messenger RNA. RefSeq lists its product as uncharacterized. Gene Ontology annotation, cellular component: nucleus; cytosol; perinuclear region of cytoplasm. Gene Ontology annotation, biological process: nucleocytoplasmic transport; activation of GTPase activity. The transcript is spliced from 2 exons. Gene Ontology annotation, molecular function: small GTPase binding; GTPase activator activity. Bases 965 to 3169 code for a protein of 734 amino acids. Lineage: Eukaryota; Metazoa; Mollusca; Gastropoda; Lepetellida; Haliotidae. The record is from RefSeq and is a predicted model, not a curated record.
UCUCGUUCUCACGACUCUGAAUUGAGAGGGCUACUUACGUCGUCAUGCGAUACGAGAAACAGUACUACUACCAAUUACAGACUGUUUAAGGGAAGGCAUUGGUAUAAUUGGAUGUUUUAGUGGGAAAUCUUACACCGCUAGUGGUCAUCGCUGAACGUUUAAGACUUUGUACAUGACUGCUUACCCUGGAACAAGAAACAUCAGUAGUGUUUGGCUUGGCUAUUGUAAAGUUGCACACAGUGCAUAUAAUACGCAUUAUUCCUGUCUAUUAUGGAAGCAGGAAAUAACCGUCUAUUGAUAUUAUAAUAUAGCUUCUAUUGUGGUUGGAUACGGGACUGUUGCAUGGUAUCAAUGUGCAUUUUUUAUGUGAUCACCGUGCAGGUGUUGACGCUGUCGCGGUGUGUUGAAGGUGAAGACGGUGCUGUCGCGGUGUGUUGGAGUUGAAGACGUCCGUGUCAUCAGGUACGAACUGUCACCUGAGACUGUUCAAUUGCCCUUGCAAAACCGCCGGACGUAGUGGCCGACUUAACUUCAAGCCUUGUGUUGAAACGGUGUUCUUUUCACCACUUGACCUGUCAGUCACUGCCACAGGCACAUUGACAUAGUGUACAUAACGACAUGUAGGGUGUGUCUAUUUCAUGUUUGUGUCAUGUGUAUAUCUGUACAUGUCGUUUCACAUUGAACACGAAGACGCAGGACCACAACGCACACCUGUCGGAUCGUAACUGUAAUACCUGUUAAUAAGGAACCUGGAUAAUACGGACACGAGCUGAACACAUUUAAGGACGAUUUACCAACCGGAACGUGUUCGGUCACACCACGUGUGUGUUUUAUACGUGUAAACAAAACCCAUCCAUAACACGGAUAUAGCGACACUGAGAGGCCAGUGCACUUAUUCUCCGGACCUGUCACCAGUUUCAACCUGUAUACAAAACACCUUGGUUAUACGGACACUGCUUUUAAAAUGGAGAAACGGCAUUCGAAAUCUCGAUUGUCACGUAGUUUGUCGUUUCUACGUAGAUCCAAGCAUGAAGAUUCCGAUUCAGAACCGCAGCGCCCUCACACGCCGCCUUGGAAGUUCUGGCGGAAGUUGUCUACCCGCCAUGUUGACCGGAAGCCACGUGACCGGAAGGAUAUCAUUAAAGUGGAGUGGAGUACGUCAGCGAAUGGCGAUGGCGACGGUUUUGAUGACUGCUUGACUCCACUGAACAGUACCCUGCCAGAUGUGGUGGAGAAAACCGGCCUGUGUAGGAGCAACAGCCUGAAGCCGCCCCCUAAACCCCCUAGACUGUUUCUGUUUCGUUCAGCAAGUAUUAACAACCCGCGUAGCUCACUAGACGGCGGUUCGGCUCGGAACUCAGUUGUCAUGGCUCAGCCUAAGAGCACAUCAUCCGAAUUUGAUGGCAAGAAUAAGAAGAAUAUCUGUGUUAAACAGGAGAACGGUAAGAUUAAGCCUGUGAUUGUGCCUGCUGAUGACACGGAGAACAAUAACAUUAAGGAUGAUAGUGAGAGAAAGGAUGUUCUCACGUCACUAGGCAACCACUCCCCAACACUGCAAAAUUCUAGUCAUAACAAAAUGAAGAUAGUCACUUCUGAUUUGACGCCAAAGAAGCCAGUCAGAUCAAGAAGAAAAUCGAGCGAGAAAAAUCAAGACGUGUCUCGACAGAAACUGAUCAUGCAAAGUAUCCUGGACUUGUUGUGUCAGAAAUUGGAUCCCUUCCCACUGCUGAAGCAGCUCCACGAGUCCAAUGUGCUCAGUGACAGUGACGUCUUGGCCUACAAGGGCCACCCUGACCGGAGACUGAUAUGUGAGAGUCUAGCCAAUGCAGUGGGCGAGGGUUCUUAUUCCCACUUCGUGUGUUUCUGUGAUGUCUUGAGAAAGUCGGGGAACUAUGUGGAUAUUGUACAGCUUCUUGACGUAAUGAAGGAGGUGGACCAGCUAGUCCACGAUAUUCCCUGUCUCUCCGAUGAUGAUAAUCCAAUUCUGGCGGAUGAGAAAACGAUAUGUUUCGAGAUCGGAUACUAUAACCCUGAAACGUUUGUUCUUAAGCCUGUUGUUGAACUAGAGAGAGCCCGAAAUGACCAUGGAUUAAGCAAGAGGUUAUCCAGGAUCUCUACCACAUCUUGGGACACUUCGAGUGAAGUGAGUAACGGAAUUACCGACCAGUGUGAUAUCAUGAUGAAUGUGUGUGUCACUGGGUACAGCUUAAGUGGAAACAGAGCUAAAGCCCUUGCUCGUGUUGUAGAAAAGUACAAUUGCAUCUUAGAGCUUCGUAUAGGGAAGACCCAACUUUGUGGAGAAGACAUUACGGUGUUGUCAAAGGCCCUGAGUCACAAUACGGGCAUCACAUCUCUGGAUGUUCGGCUAAAUAACAUAGAUGCAGUUGGGGCAUCCGCUUUGGCGGAUACUCUGAAGGUUAACACAUGUCUCCGUCAGGUGAAUCUGUCCUCGACUGGUAUAGAGCUCAGUGGGUGUCAGGUCAUUGCUGGCGCUCUUACGAACAACAAAACUCUGGUAGAGAUCGAUAUGAGCUUCCUGGAUAUUGGGGACAAGAGCUGUGAGUAUUUCAGAGACAUGUUAAAGACAAACUCAACGUUACAGAAGCUGAGACUAAGAAGCAAUAACAUCUCCUGGCCUGGUUGUUGCACCCUGAUGGACGGGCUCAGUAGAAACAGGUGUCUUACUGAACUCGAUCUCAGCCGCAACUAUGUUGGGGACGCUGGAGUCGAGAUCCUCAGUCGUUAUAUCCCCGAAAGUAUGGUUACAGAUCUUAGUCUGGAGAACUGUGGAAUCACGUCAGAUGGGUGUGGGUCUCUGGCUGAACUUCUUGCCAUCAGUAAGAAGCUGAGGAGUAUCGACCUGAGUGUCAACUUCAUUUCGGAUACUGGGGUGAUGAAGCUGGCCUCGUGUUUGGAAAGGAGUUCCACUCUUCAUCUUGUAGGGCUCAACAUGUGUGGCAUCACUAACGAUGGCUUCUCCAAACUGCUAGACGUUCUGGAGAAAAAUACAUCCAUCUCUCUCCUGAAGCUGUGCUACAACAGGCUGGGCAGGGAGCACAACAACCCUGCAGCUACGUCAGACAACUUAAGGUACAGACUCAGGAUAGUCACAUCGUCUAAACCUAAACUGAGGAUCCUUCUUUGGGGAAACUCUUUUGAGGAUUCCUGAUCUGCUUCUCCUCGGGUCAGCUGGUAACCGAGAAACAACUGAACAUUAUAACCAGACAACAUUUCGUGAAUCUGACACAUAGGGGCUUCUGGCAUUAAGACUACCAACCCCAAGAAUAGAUACCGUUUGAAAAUAUAACAACUGUUCUAUACCUGUGACGAUCCUUUGAGAAUUCUUGCUUUCGUUCAACUCUUCCAUUUCAAGGUUCUCGAUGAGGACGUAUUUAGCGUUCCAAGUCAACGAAAUCCAGGGUUUUAUACUUACGUGUUCACGAAGACUGUGUGUGUAUGGUGAUAAGGAUGUGUCUGCGGACUUUUUCACUCUGAGUUUGAACAUGCUAGGUAAGAAGGCUGUACGACGACAGUAUCUGGAUUAUGCAUUCUUCGAUUCCAAGAGGUUGUGGAUAUUUCGUCAGAAUGUGGACCAACUUGUGUACAUUCUCAACUUUCCACACAGGGCCGUUAACGUGGCAGCGAACCCUUCAGUGUUGUACCUGUCGUUGGUUUCCAGUGUAAUCGUUCUCGUGAUACUUAUCUAACCUACUUGAUAAAAACUCGGAUAAGACAUCAUGGCCUGGCGUAGUGAAAAUCCUUACAAGCACAAGUACCAUGCCCCCCUCACUGAGUAAUGGCCUGUUUGUUGUAGGUUCAUUUCGUACAAAACGCAAACGUGAAUUUUCCUGACAAUAUCUGUAUACUAUAAAAUGAAAUUAUUUCAGUAUUGUAUUGCUGUAUUCGGAUUAAUGAUGUGUCUUUUGUGGAUAGCCAUGUCAUAUAUGCAGACAUUACAUCACAUACAUUUUAUAUCAACUUUGCCAGUGUAUGUCAUGUCAGGACAACCAGAAGAUGUGGUUAUGUUUAAGCUUGAUAUUACUUCUACCCUUACUAGAAAACAUAUAUGCAAUUCAUAGUCGUCAUGUUUAAGCAGAACGCCGAAGAUCGGGUUCCAUUCCCAUGCUUGGUUUCCUCCGUCGGGAUACUGUUAAAAACGGCGUAAAUCCUGCACUACUUGGGGUUAAGUGAGGUGGCCAUGGGACCUCAUUUGGUCGCAGUACACACCUCGUCGAUGUCAGUCUGACAUAGAGCUAGGCGUUGGAUUCAGUCAGUUAGUUAAUCUGCUUGUUGUUCUCUUGUCAUCGGCUUAAAGGUCAGAACAUAUGUUAAGAAUACAAUGAGUUGUAGUGUUGUCAUAGAUAUAUGGGGCAGGGGUAGUGACGGAAAUCAUUGUGCCCAGUAUCCGUGUUAUGAUGCAUUUUUUUUAUUUAAAAUUAAUAAACGUGAAAGACCUGCAUCGAUUCGGGUUUCCUCACAUGAACCUGACACCCGUGAUAUGACUGAAAAGCUGUUCUGAGCGGUGUUAAACCCAAAUCACUCACUCAUACAUAUUUGAAGGACUCGCGUUCCCACAUGAGGCAUAAGUUGCUAUCUGCCCCAGUAAAACAUCCAGCACUCCAAAUAUGUUUAUUAUCCCGAAUGGACAUAAAUAAUUAACCCGAUUUCAAAUUCAAUUUAAAUGGUACUUCAUAUUUCACCACACGUAAGUAAUUCAUAAAUCAUUUUUGUACCAUUUGUGACCAUGUCUCGCAUUAAAUAUCAUUUGUAAUUGUAAUCUCAACAUAAGUUUUAAUGCAUUCAACAUUUGAUCAGAUGUGAUUUGAUGACAAUCAUGAAUAAGGAAAGAAACGAUGCAUGGUCGUGGUCAGUACCGUAUUCCCGCGCUUAAACGACGGGCCUUCGUAAAACGCCGGGCGCACGUGUUUUUAUGCACGGACUUCUCCAUUUGUUAUCUUUGCGAUUAAACGGCGGGGGCAAAAAGUGUCUGAAAGAUAUAUACACCCGGGCAUUUAAUCGAGGAAAUACGGAAUUUUGUACCAAAUACACUUUGAUCUCGCGAGUCCAAGGAAAAGUUUCCACGCCUUAAUCUUACAGAUACAUUAAGUGCACAUCGAUUUUGAGUACAUUCCUAAAAGAUAUUGUGUUAUUUUUGCCACUUUUCUCUGCUCCCGUAAUGCAGUAGAUUUACCUGGAAAUGACCGAUGUUCUAAUAUUACAUGUCAACGCCAGAGAAAACCCCCAGUUUCGAUUACCCACGAAACGAUUCGAAUUGACGUAAAAGCCGAAAUAGUGGUGAAAAUUAGGUGAACGGAUCACUGACACCAGACGUAAGAAGGUCCUCCCCUACGAGUAGCACCCUCCACUCCCACAGUUUGCAUAGAAAUUAACUGUUUGUUUGUUGUCUGACGGCGCACAGCAUGCCCCCUCUCACGUGGCUUACAAACAAACCAGACAAUCAAGUGAUGGAAACCGGUUGUUAUUUUGGCAAGACAACUGCCACACCGUGACAUAACAAAUAACUGUUUUACUGAAAUUGGGCACAACUCAAUGUUAUCUCAAUAUGAACAAAUAUAAUUGUCAUUGAGCUUAGACAUGUAGAAGCUUCAGCGUAGGUCAGAGAUUUAUCGGAAUCCGUUGAUUGUAGUUUUCUUCGUAUGAGUCUUGUUCGCCAACAUAGAGGGUUUGCCUGUUUACCCACGUGUGUCAGGCGUUUCCAUGGUGAUCUUGACAUUUCCAACUGAAAUGGCUUCACGUGCAAAUACUGUACUAACACAGGUGUCCACUAAAACGCUAGACUUCAAGAGUAACGUUUCAAGUUAAGAGCGAUUUAGAGUCCCCUCAUCUGGAUGUCGUGAUCUCGUAAUUGAAGAAAAUCUACAUACCCAGAAGUCCGAUAUGAGACAUGUGACACAAACAGACCCAGUCUGCGAGAAGACAAAUAUCUGAGACGCAAUAUUCAAUUUGUUUCAUGUUUAAAUUCAGUUUAAGAGAUUUUGGUUGUAGUGUCUCAAAUUGGUGAAAUGCUACUAACGCUCUGAAAAAGUUCACACUAGGCAUCUUGUAAUAAAGAAGUUAACCCACGUCUGCACGAAGAAGCAAUUACAUUUUUUUUCAAGAUACUCUAAAUCGUAGUUGUUGUGAACGCCCUGGUAAACAGACGGAGAACUGCCUUCUUACUGCUUCCCUUAUUCAGGAAAUUACUGAAUGAAUGACAUUUCGCCAAGCCCCCGUAAAGGUCACUGCCCCGGUGCGUGUAAGGUGCAUUCCAUGCCUAGUCAGACCUUAAUUUGGAAGCGCACCAGAAACAGAGACUCAAGACGCGACAAUCAAUAUAUCAUAUACAACAGCAUAGGACCAUCACAGAUUUGGAUGUUUAGAAUACAAGAUGGAAUUCUGUCACCCUUGAACACGCACUUCGACGUUAGCUUGCUUUCGUUCGCAUUUCAGGUUUCCUACCCAAAAAUAUUAAAGACUGCCCUGGUCUUGGAAUGGCCAUUCGGUUUAAAAGAAUCUGUCUCACCAUCGAUGUGCUUUGGGGGUCGGGGAUGGGGUCGGGGUGGUAGGAGCAGUGUUGCGUCCAUUGGGCACACCAGAAUUAUGUUUCUGGGGUUGUCAGCACCAUACCCGUGCUCGUGGGUUUCACCGAAGUGGUAAACGUCUGAGACCUGCAUCAUUCUCACAUUAAGCUGACACGCCGUGAUAUAACUGUAAUACUGUUAAAAGCGGCGUUAAACCCAACUCACUCACUCACUCGACUUUCUUUGGGACAACGACUGUUAUAUCCACUGAAACCCUGUUAACUCGAAGGCUAUAUACCGAGUUAUUUCCCUUCGAGCGAAAUGCAGAUAUUAAACUAUAGUGAUAAGUCCACCACAAGCUUCGUUUUAUACGAGAUAUCGGAGGUUGACUUGACGUUUCACUGUAGUUGACUUUGGACCCAGUCAAGGCAGAAUACGUGUACAUGCAUGUGUUGUAUGCAGGCUUAUGUCAAUUUGACCUGUACGCCUGGAAGUAUACCUAUUGUAACAUAUUAUUCAACAUUGAUAGGGAUAGUCAGGGGAGUGGCUGAUUACUUGGAAGUGCUGUCAUACCAACACUGUUCAAGUGUGUGUUGGGAAUGGCAUCGUUACGGUUUAGGGGGCACGUGUGCCCCAGUCGUCUAAGGCGCCGCGAAUCGCUAUGUAGAGUUGCGUCCCUUGGGCACGCCAGAAACCUAUGAUUGUAGGUUCGAAUCCCGGUUCGCCCCGAUUAUGUUUCUAGGUUUGUCAGCACCAUACCCGUGCUCGUGGGAUUCACCGAAGUGGUAAACGUCUGAGACCUGCAUCACUUCGGGCUUUCCUCCCACAUUAAGCUGACACGCCGUGAUAUAACUGUAAUACUGUUAAAAGCGGCGUUGAACCAACUCACUCACUCGUUAUGAUUUAGAAGAACCAUAUGUGGGGGCACGGGGGCCCAUUCGUUUAAGGCACUCCAAUGAGGGGCGAAUUGCGUCCCUUCCACGUCCCAAAAAUCUAUGAUCGUGGGUUCACAUCCAGGGUUGACCCGAUUAUGUUUCUAGGUUUGUCGGCACCAUACCCUUGCUCGUGGGUUUGGCCUUAGUGGGUUUGACCAAUGUGGGUUUGACCAAACGUCUGAGAGCUGCAUCACGUCCGGCUUCCAUCCCAUAUUAAACUGACACGCUGUGACAUAACUGGUAUACUGUUCAAAGCGGUGUGAAACCCGACUCACAAAAUAGAAGUAAAAACCCAAAGUACACAUUCCCACUGCCCUCUUGUUCCCUGACAAUAUGCAAUAGCUCUGUUGCCUAUCUCGUUUUGAGUUGUUUUCCAAGUAUGUAUCAAACGCUAAGUGUAGAAUCCUUUUCGGUCACCAAAGCUAGCUGUUUACUCCAGUAUUCACUACCCAGUUGAAAUGUCUGUACCGGUUGAACUAGCUUAUAUCAUUUCUAGUCAACUCAGUCCAUUCUGACAAAUCUUUCAUUGAAUAAUUUUAAUUAUAGAACAGUAUUAGGGACCAACCAUUUGGUAAUCUGGGUUGAGGUCCACAUAUAUUUUGGAACCAAAUAAUUUCAAAUUGACAUAUUUAAAAAAAAAAAUUUAGAUUUUUUUUGUCAGUAUUUCAUAAUAAAAAGCGUUCGCUGGACAUGUACAUCCUUAAAAAAAAUGUGGAAAAAAUGGCUCAUCCUUUAGAGAAUAAACUGGUCGGUCCCUUGGCGUCGUUGCCAUUUACUAAUGUAUGCUUACCUCUUUUUAUUGAACUUUAAGACAUUCUGUAGUCGUCAAUAUGUUAUCUAUCAGUAUAAUGUAUAGAUCAUUACUUGAUGUUAUUAUUAAGAAGUAAGUACAUAGUAUUACAGCAUUGUAUAUUGCAAUGUGACGCAAACUAUUCAUUUCAAUUAAACAUGUGGUAAAAGCAAGAACGCCGACUCGUUCUGUGUUCAAUGAUCGAUCAACAACUUUAAGUCGAUUACGAAAAAAUACUUUUAUUCUUGCGCUAUCUCGUUCAAAAUUUGCAAUUGUAAACAGUAGUAUGUAGUUGUGUGUACAUGGUGACGAAUUUUGACUUUAGAUAUGCCUGUAUACACCUUUAAGCUUUGUGAAUUCCACAUGUAUGUGAUACAACCCCCAUUUGUUAUCGCUAUCGUUAUUGUUGUAUUAAGUUGUACUGACGCUUGUAUGCUUAACGUCGGCAUACUGACGUCACAAGUAGGUUGUAUAUUUUGUAUUUAUACUCUCCUCUACGAAUGGUUCUGUACAUGUAUACAUGUAUUGUCCGGCACACUGUCCGGGGUUCGAACCCGAACUCUCCUAUGCAGGUGCAUGCAUAAUGGUACUUCGCUACCUCUACUUCCCUGUUCUCGAUGCAUGUUUAUAUGAUCUACUGAAGUCAUGUGGGAAGACCUUUCACAUUUACUGUAUGUGUACACGAGUCAAAUAAACAGACGUUCAAAUAAA